Selaginella moellendorffii is the source of this 1463-nucleotide messenger RNA. RefSeq lists its product as uncharacterized. Bases 97 to 1416 code for a protein of 439 amino acids. Gene Ontology annotation, cellular component: mitochondrion. Lineage: Eukaryota; Viridiplantae; Streptophyta; Lycopodiopsida; Selaginellales; Selaginellaceae. The record is from RefSeq and is a predicted model, not a curated record. Gene Ontology annotation, molecular function: protein binding. The transcript has 3 exons.
UCUCGAUCGAGUAAAGACGCCGCCGCCAUCGCUCCUCGUGGGCAAAAUAUUUUUCCAGUCAAAGAAAGUAACCUACGCGAGGCAGUGCUAGGGUUUAUGCGGCGAGCGGCAGGCUAUGGCUUGCGCGCGCCAGUGAUCCACGCUAGCAGGACUGUAAUCCUCUCAAGAUGCUGCUCCGGAUCGAGCGAGGGGGAUUUGGCUUGCUUGUUCGACGCUCUGGAUGCCAGACGCGGGCAAUGCGAGGAAGCUGUGGCCGAUUGGAUGUCUCGUGGGAAUGCUCUCACGCCAGAUUCCGUGGGGAGCAUCUUCGAUCAUCUCACUGGGCGCAAUCGCUACAAGGAAGCUCUCAAGGUGCUCAAACUCGUUCGAGAGAACAACGUUGUGGAGCUGAGCGUGAAGAAUUGCAUCAAAGAGCUUACGCUACUCUGUCGGCAGCACGCUCCUAUUCCAGCUGAAGUGAUCUUCUUGAGCCUCCCGGAGUCCAUGAAAACCGAGGAGCUCAUCGCCGCCUUUGUCAUCAGCUUGGCCAAGCAAAAGUCCUGGAGCCGAGCGGAAGUUUACAAGCAGCAACUCACCACAAUCUCUCCCGAGGUGGAGGACGCGAUGAUCUCUCUCUACUUCUCCAAGGAUUUCCACGACCGAGCUCUUGCGUCCUACCAGAGAUUGAGGUACUCGGGCAUCAAGCCAAUGCUUCACACUUACUUGACGCUUCUCAAGUGCAAGGAGAGAAUUGGAGGUCUCGGAGGACUCGAAAGAGAAGCACUGGCAGCUGCGAAGAGUGUGGACCUCAGCACUGCGAAUGAAAGGGAUUUGGCAAACUUGAUGGAGAUCCAUGGCUACUUGCAUGAUCCGGACAGUGUGGGAGCAAUCUGGAGCAUCGUAAAGCAAAGAUCACCGCGUCUCCUCCACGAUAGCUACGCUGCCGCGAUCAAAGCUUUCGGACUGGUUGGAGAAGUCGAGAAGGCGGAGGUGGUGCUGGAAGAAACGAUCGCGAGCAAGAGUGUGAGGUAUGGGAUCAAUCCAUAUCACGGGAUCAUCGAAGUCUACGCGAGGGUGGGAUUGCUCGACAGGGCCGAGGAGACGCUGCGAAGAAAGACGGACAACUCGGUGUUCCAGCCAUUCAACUCCUUGAUCCUGGGAUAUCUCGCGCGGAACGACAUCGCCAGAGCUUUGCAGCUGCUGGAAGAGGGAUGGGAGAAGCGGCAGAUCGAUUCGAGCUUGGGUUACCUGACGACGAUCAAGCUCUUGCGCGUCUUCGCGGCGAGAAGAGACGUGGGAAGCGCCGAGAAGCUCAUUGCCAUGUAUCGCAACCGCGGCGAUUCCACUCUUUGCAACGCGAUCGUCAAUGUCUAUGCCGCAGCGCAGCAGCCACCGAAUUUCCAGCUCCUGCGAACGCUCAAGAUCAAUCCUCCGUGAUCGAUGGAAUGGAAUUACACGUGUCGACACGUGUCAUACUUUUAUGA